Molecule: messenger RNA, 1587 nt
Organism: Mycotypha africana
Lineage: Eukaryota; Fungi; Mucoromycota; Mucoromycetes; Mucorales; Mycotyphaceae
Exons: 4
Coding region: 1-1404 (467 amino acids)
Molecular function (GO): protein binding
Source: RefSeq, a predicted model, not a curated record
AUGUUCAAAGACGUCAAUGAAAAGCUCUUGGACCAUUCACAUUUAAAACCUGGUCAAAAUGCGUCUUUGUUAUCUUAUGAUAAAACCAUUCAUAUGUAUCGAGAAAAUGUCAAAAAGACCAACGACUUGAACAUUCAAUGCGAUUUUGCUAUCUUUUUAGUAGAAGCAGCUAAACGCAGCAAUAGAAGCAGCAUUAGUAGGAAUGAUGAUAAAAGAGUCACCAUUCAUAAGUAUAUUGUGGAAGCUGAGAAAUUGUUAAAGCAAGUAGCCAUGAGAGGUCAUAGUGAAGGUCAAUAUUAUCUAGCCAAUAUGUAUGCAGCAGGCCUGUUGAAAAUCAAUAACAAUAAUCAACAUGUUGGCGAUUUCGAUAAAGCCUUUCCAUUAUUCGUCCAGUCAGCAAAAAAACAUCAUCCAGAUGCAGCUUACAGAACUGCAAAAUGUUAUGAAGAUGGUCUGGGAACAAGAAAAGAUAAAGCUAAAGCAUUUCAAUAUUACAGGAAAGCUGCCACUUUAAACCAUCCAGGUGCUAUGUAUCGUCUCGGUUUAGCAGAGAUGAAAGGUGAAUUAAGUUUAUCAAGAAAUGUCCGAGAUGGCCAUAAAUGGUUGAAACGAUCUGCUGAAGCCGCUACUGCACAAUAUCCUCAUGCUAUUCACGAACUUGCUCUUCUGCAUGAAAAAGGGUUAGAAUCCGUCAUUUUUCAGGACCAUAAAUAUGCUCUUACACUCUAUCAUGAAGCGGCUGUUCUGGGAUAUGCACCUUCCGCUUACCGUCUCGGAUGCUGUUAUGAAUUUGGCAAAUUAGGUUGUACCAUCGAUCCGGUUUUGUCCAUUCAUUAUUAUAGUUUGGCUGCUGAGCAACAGCAUCCUGAAGCUUGUUUUGCUCUCACUGCGUGGCAUUUGGUAGGUAUACCCAAAGUGUUAUUGCCCUCCGACGGCCAAGCGUAUUUCUGGGCAUUGCGUGCUGCUCAAAUGGAAUUGCCCAAGGCUGAAUAUGCUGUCGGUUAUUUCUUGGAAAUGGGUAUCGGUGUACCUACAAAAGACGUUGACGCUGCUAUGGUUUGGUACCAAAAAGCGGCUGAGCACGGUGAAAAAAGAGCUCUUCAAAGAUUGCAACCGUUUAAUGAUAACAAAAAAAAGCAACAGAGAAAGAGCACCAAGUAUGAGAAGAGAAAGAGUUACAGCGGUACUAGUAGCUCCUAUGUUUCAGCGAGUACGGACACCAGUUUUCCUACUAUGACGGCAUCCUCAGCACCUAAUAUAGUAGUCAAUAGCGUUAAUAGCGCUCAAGCUACUAUGAAUAAGCCAACCAUCAGCAAAAGAAGAAGUUUCAUUUCUAUAAGCAGUAGAUCCAAUAGCCAGUCCUCUUUUAUACAAAAAGCAAGCUCAUUAUUCAGAUCGAAAUAAUAGAAAUUUUUUAAGCACAUUGUUGUACAGCAUCAACUACGUUUGCAAUACCUAUCAUUUUCAUCAUCAUUAUUUCUGGACAAUCCAUACACGUAGAUUACACAUAUUAUUUUAUUUAUUGACAUACCUAUUCAAAGUAAAUGCUUUUAUACAUUACAUAAAUACAGUUAUACAUUAUCAAAC